Molecule: messenger RNA, 2785 nt
Organism: Ziziphus jujuba (common jujube)
Lineage: Eukaryota; Viridiplantae; Streptophyta; Magnoliopsida; Rosales; Rhamnaceae
Product: tricalbin-3
Exons: 8
Coding region: 366-2420 (684 amino acids)
Molecular function (GO): lipid binding
Source: RefSeq, a predicted model, not a curated record
AAUUAUCCACGUCUACCGCACAAUUUGAGGCCUUGAAUAAUUGGCGUAAUCAGAAACAGAGCUCUGCAUGGUCCAAUUCCAACACGCAAACAAAGGAAAACCCACACCGUCUGCGCACAUGACCACACACACUUUCCCUCUGCUUCCAUGUUUUCAAUGCCUUUUCCCCGCUACUUCUUUUCAUGGACUUCUCUGUUCUUUUCCCUAAUCAAUCCCAAGCUCUCUCGCCUCCGUCUUCUUCUCUGACUGACUUCCUCUUUCUUUUCGCUAUUUGGGUUUCUCUCCUUCGAUUUCAUGUUUACCAAUGCGAUUUCUUCUGCCCAUUUCGCAUAUUUGGGCUCUGAGUUUCUAUUUUUUGUUACUAAAUGAUUUUGCAAUCGGCUUCUUCUGCGAGCUUCCACUCCUCGAUUGCUCUUCCUCAAUUUCGAUGCCCAUGUGGAGAUUCCAACUCUGUAACCAGCCCAAGAAGAACCCAGAAUUUCGUUUCGGUUUCUUGCUCCAACAGAAGGAAAAGGCUUCAAAUUGCCAGUUUCUCGCAUAGGAAUUUCAGGUGGAAAUGGGGAUUUCAGGUGCGCGCGAUUUCUUCGGACGGUACAAAGCCAUUGAAUAUAGAGCUUGUGAAAUCGGCAAGUCGGGGUGCGAAGAGUUUCGUGGCGAAGCAGUUCACUAAGGAAUUGGAAGGUGAAGAAUUGGCCGAAGAGUCGUCAUCUCCGAUUCAAUUGGGUUCGAAUUUUACGAACUUUCAAGAAGACCCCAUUGUUGAUAAGCUUAGAACCCAGUUGGGGGUCAUACACCCAAUCCCAUCUCCUCCAUUGAAUCGAAACAUUGUCGGACUGUUCGUCUUCUUCUUCUUUGUCGGGGUUGCGUUUGAUAAGCUUUGGACUUCCAGGAAGAAGAAGAACAAAUUGGGGGUUGAUGAAAACCGUCGUGAAGCUUGGCCACAAGUGCCCACGAGCUUUUCAUUGUUUUUGGAGAAGGAUUUGCAGAGGAAAGAGUCGGUGGAAUGGGUGAAUAUGGUGUUGGGGAAGUUGUGGAAAGUGUAUAGAGGUGGGCUUGAGAAUUGGAUAAUUGGGUUGCUUCAGCCCGUUAUUGAUAAUUUGAAGAAGCCUGAUUAUGUUGAGAGGGUCGAAAUUAAGCAAUUCUCUUUGGGGGAUGAGCCGUUGUCCGUUAGAAAUGUUGAGAGACGGACUUCUCGUCGUGCAAAUGACUUGCAGUAUCAAAUAGGUCUCCGUUAUACUGGAGGUGCCCGUAUGCUUUUAAUGCUGUCACUAAAGUUUGGCAUUAUACCAAUUGCUGUGCCAGUUGGAGUUCGAGAUUUUGACAUUGAUGGGGAACUUUGGGUCAAAUUGAGAUUGAUACCAACAGAGCCUUUUGUAGGAGCUGUUUCAUGGGCUUUUGUUGCACUUCCAAAGAUCAAAUUUGUGUUGUCACCAUUCCGCUUGUUCAAUUUAAUGGCAAUUCCUGUUCUUUCAAUGUUUUUGACAAAACUUCUCACCCAAGAUUUGCCUCGAUUGUUUGUACGCCCAAAGAAGAUUGUUUUAGAUUUUCAAAAGGGAAAGGCAGUUGGCCCUGUUCCAAAUGAUUUAAAACCAGGGGAUAUGCAAGAAGGGAACAAGGAUUUUGUUGGAGAGUUAUCAGUAACCAUUGUGGAUGCUCGAAAGCUGUCUUAUUUCUUCUAUGGCAAAACCGAUCCAUAUGUUGUUUUAAGCCUAGGGGACCAAGUCAUACGCAGCAAAAAGAACAGCCAAACCACUGUCAUUGGACCUCCUGGUGAACCAAUUUGGAAUCAGGAUUUUCAUAUGCUUGUUGCAAACCCUAGAAAACAAAAGUUAUCCGUACAAGUGAAGGAUUCUCUUGGAUUUACAGAUUUAACAAUUGGUACAGGAGAGGUUGAUCUGGGAUCUCUCCAAGACACUGUGCCAACAGACAAGAUUGUAGUAUUGCAAAGAGGCUGGGGACUUUUUAGAAAGAGUUCUUAUGGAGAAAUACUACUUCGGCUGACAUAUAAAGCAUAUGUUGAGGAUGAAGAGGAUGACAAAGCUGAGGCAGAAUCCACUGACAUUGAUGCUUUGGAUUCUGAUGAUGAUUUACCUGAUUCUUAUGUGAAAGAAGAAACAGAGUAUUCUAAAGAAGCAGAUAAAGAGUCAUUCAUGGAUGUCCUAGCUGCUUUAAUUGUGAGUGAAGAAUUUAGAGGAAUAGUAGCGUCAGAAACCGGAACUACCAAAAUAUUUGAUAAUGUUUCAAGGGUAGAAUCAAGAAUAUCAAGAUCGCUUGGUCUUAAUGAUGAAUCUGCGCCCCAAGAUUCAAACAAUAGUUCAGAACGUUCCCAAGGAUCAGCCUUAUUUUGGCUUGCUGUGAUUACAAGCAUAUCAGUACUAAUUGCGAUAAACAUAGGUGGUUCAAGUCUUUUCAAUCCUUGAUAUUGCAAUGUGCUGCUAAAAAGGAACUAAUUUUUUAGUCAUUUCCCUUCAUCAAUUAAUUCUUCAAAUCAUAAAGGUCAGUUCAUAGAAUUGGAUGCUCAAAAACUGUCUUCUUCCAUGGCGGGCGGGGCAACUUCUUUUGUUUAUAUAUUGAUGGUGGAUUCACCAAGAAAAUGAUAAUAGUUUUUAGCAAUUGUAUAGUUGUUGGCAGAGGAAUGUUCUGUUGGCGGCGGAGAAUUUUUGCUUCUUAUCAGAGCUAUAUACACAGCAAGUGGAAAAAUCAUCUUGUAGUGUUCUCUAGUUUUUAUUCAUAAAACACUUGUACAUUUUUCUCUUCUAAUUCAGAUUUAAUUUGUAGUUUUCUA